Messenger RNA from Alnus glutinosa, 846 nucleotides. Its product is annotated as protein BUNDLE SHEATH DEFECTIVE 2, chloroplastic-like. Gene Ontology annotation, molecular function: protein folding chaperone. The coding region runs from base 40 to 471 and encodes 143 amino acids. NCBI's taxonomy places the organism in Eukaryota, Viridiplantae, Streptophyta, Magnoliopsida, Fagales, Betulaceae. The record is from RefSeq and is a predicted model, not a curated record. Gene Ontology annotation, cellular component: chloroplast stroma; protein folding chaperone complex. The transcript has 5 exons.
AGCAAGUAAAUUAAACAACACAGAAAAUAAAAAUCUAAAAUGCUUUUGUUCUUCAACUUUACAAGCUGCUCUCUUUCAAUGGCCUCUGCUCUGUCCUCACCGCCCUUAACUUCCUUCAGAGCCACACCAAGGCCAGGAAAAUGCAUGCGGAAUCAUAACAAUCAAAGCCAGCGUCAACAUGACGGGUUCCAACGAUCAACAGCUACCGAAUUUCGCAAUCUGAAAGCUAAGGCCGCAAAAAGUAAUCGGAACACCAAACCGAAUAGCGUGAUUUGUGGUGAUUGUGACGGAAAUGGUGCAGUUCUAUGCUCGCAAUGCAAAGGUAGUGGAGUCAAUUCUGUUGAUCUUUUCAAUGGACAGUUUAAAGCUGGUGACUCAUGUUGGCUUUGCGGAGGGAAAAAUGAGAUGUUAUGUGGAAAUUGCAAUGGAGCUGGUUUUGUUGGAGGUUUCUUGAGCACUUAUGAUGAAUAGAAGUUGCGUGCUAUGGAUGAAGCAGCGGGAGUGCUCCUCCACAGUAUCCUCAGAGCAUGGUUAUAUUUUUUCACAUAUGCAUUAACGUAGCCAUUUAUUGGGGCAUGUAUGUUAAGAAGUAACUUUGUGCAAAAGCAUGCAACAGAAAAUGAUAGUUCCCCCCUAUCCAUCCCUGUCAAAGUUAGCCUACUUAAUUGCUGUGAAAGGUAGAUUUCGAUUUGUUGUUUCAGUCAUCUGUAUUACAUAAUCAGCCUAUUUGUUUAGGGUAGGAGACAGAGGAUUCUGCAGGCUGCACUGGCAGUACUUCAAAUUUGUAAAAAUGAUUCUGUUUAAUAUUGAUCCAAAAAUUAAAAAUUGGUUUGGAUUUUUCAUUUC